AUGCAUCCUGGCCACCGUUGGUCAGAGCUCCAGAAAAGCAAACGCCAUUUUCGGGAUGAAGCUCCAGGUCACCCAGGACCUCGGAGAAAGGAAAGGAGUCCUAGCGGCGUCAUGAUGAACGGUUUCCACUUGAGCGGCACAGUGACAGAGCCUGCAAUGCAAUCGGAGCCAGAAACGGUUUGCAACGUGGCCAUCAGCUUUGACCGUUGCAAGAUUACCUCAGUGACCUGCAGCUGUGGAAACAAGGACAUAUUUUAUUGCGCCCAUGUUGUGGCACUGUCUUUAUACCGCAUCCGCAAGCCCGAUCAGGUCAAACUGCAUCUUCCCAUUUCCGAGACCCUCUUUCAAAUGAACAGAGACCAACUACAAAAGUUUGUACAGUAUUUGAUCACAGUGCACCACACCGAAGUUUUGCCAACCGCCCAGAAAUUAGCAGAUGAAAUUCUUUCCCAGAAUUCUGAAAUCAACCAAGUUCAUGGUGCUCCCGACCCAACAGCGGGUGCUAGUAUCGACGAUGAAAACUGCUGGCACUUGGAUGAAGAGCAGGUUCAAGAACAGGUUAAGCUGUUCCUCUCCCAGGGCGGGUACCAUGGAUCAGGGAAGCAACUAAACUUGCUCUUUGCGAAGGUGCGGGAGAUGUUGAAGAUGAGGGAUUCCAAUGGGGCCCGCAUGUUGACGUUGAUAACAGAGCAGUUCAUGGCCGACCCCCGCCUGUCACUGUGGAGGCAGCAAGGCACUGCGAUGACUGACAAGUACAGGCAGCUCUGGGAUGAGCUGGGUGCCCUGUGGAUGUGUAUCGUUUUGAAUCCCCACUGCAAGUUGGAGCAGAAGAGCAGUUGGCUAAAACAGCUGAAAAAGUGGAACAGUGUUGAUGUCUGUCCCUGGGAAGACGGAAAUCACGGGAGUGAGUUACCCAACCUAACCAACGCUCUGCCUCAGGGGGCAAAUGCCAGCCAAGAUUCAUCGAACAGGCCGCACCGGACAGUGUUCACGCGAGCCAUCGAGGCCUGCGGUCUCCACUGGGAGGACAGCCACUUGCAGCACAUUAUCAGCAGUGACCUGUACACCAACUGCUGUUACCAUGACGACACGGAGAACUCCCUCUUUGACUCCCGCGGGUGGCCCCUCUGGCAUGAGCAUGUCCCCACCGCCUGCGCGCGCGUGGACGCGUUGCGUUCUCAUGGGUACCCGAGAGAAGCGCUGAGGCUGGCCAUCGCCAUCGUGAACACGCUGAGGCGCCAGCAGCAGAAGCAGUUGGAAAUGUUUCGAACCCAAAAAAAAGAACUACCCCAUAAAAGCAUCACCUCAGUCACCAACCUGGAAGGCUGGGUCGGGCACCCUUUGGACCCCGUCGGCACUCUCUUCAGUAGUCUGAUGGAAGCCUGCCACAUGGGUGAUGAAAGCUUUUCUGGUUUCCCAGAUUUUACAGGUAAGACCAGCAACUGCAAGUCGAUGGAAUUCCAGCACCUCCCUGCACACAAGUUCUUAGAAGAAGGGGAAUCCUAUUUAACACUGGCUGUGGAAGUGGCCCUGAUCGGGCUGGGACAGCAGCGGAUCAUGCCCGAUGGGCUGUACACCCAAGAAAAGGUUUGCCGAAAUGAGGAGCAGCUCAUUUCUAAGCUUCAGGAAAUUGAAUUGGAUGACACACUGGUGAAAAUUUUUCGCAAGCAAGCAGUCUUCCUAUUAGAAGCCGGACCAUAUAGUGGUUUAGGCGAAGUCAUCCACCGGGAGAGCGUUCCAAUGCACACAUUUGCCAAGUCUCUCUUCACCUCGCUCCUACCUCAUGAUGCUGAAUUGGCAUACAAAAUUGCACUGAGAGCAAUGCGGUUACUAGUAUUGGAAUCUACUGCUCCAACAGGAGACCUCACUCGCCCCCACCACAUGGCGUCAGUUGUUCCUAACCGAUACCCUCGCUGGUUCACUUUAAGCCACAUAGAAUCCCAGCAGUGUGAGCUGGCAUCCACCAUGCUUACUGCAGCCAAAGGCGAUGUUCGGAGGCUGGAAACAGUAUUAGAAUCCAUCCAGAAAAACAUUCACUCCUCAUCACACAUCUUCAAGCUUGCCCAAGAUGCGUUUAAAAUAGCGACUCUUAUGGACAGUUUGCCAGACAUCACUCUCUUGAAGGUGUCUUUGGAGCUGGGGCUGCAGGUUAUGCGAAUGACACUAUCAACCUUAAAUUGGCGGCGCCGGGAGAUGGUGAGGUGGCUGGUAACGUGUGCUACGGAAGUCGGCGUGUACGCCCUGGACAGCAUCAUGCAGAGCUGGUUCACGCUCUUCACGCCCACUGAGGCCACAAGUAUCGUGGCGACCACCGUGAUGUCCAACAGCACCAUCGUCCGCCUCCACCUGGACUGCCACCAGCAGGAAAAGCUGGCCAGCAGUGCCCGGACCCUCGCGUUGCAGUGCGCCAUGAAGGACCCUCAGAACUGCGCCCUGUCUGCGCUGACGCUGUGUGAAAAGGACCACAUAGCUUUUGAGACGGCGUACCAGAUUGUUCUUGAUGCUGCUACCACCGGCAUGAGCUACACGCAGCUCUUCACCAUAGCGCGGUACAUGGAGCACCGCGGGUACCCCAUGAGGGCCUACAAGCUGGCCACCUUGGCCAUGACCCAUCUCAACCUGAGCUACAAUCAGGACACACACCCUGCCAUUAAUGACGUUUUGUGGGCCUGUGCACUCAGCCACUCCCUGGGCAAAAACGAGCUUGCGGCUAUAAUACCUCUGGUGGUCAAGAGUGUCAAGUGCGCAACGGUACUGUCAGACAUUUUGCGCAGGUGCACUCUGACCACUCCCGGCAUGGUGGGACUCCACGGCAGGAGGAACUCCGGUAAGCUCAUGUCACUGGACAAAGCUCCCUUGAGGCAACUCUUGGACGCCACGAUCGGGGCCUACAUCAACACGACGCACUCCCGACUCACACACAUCAGCCCUCGGCACUACAGUGAAUUUAUCGAGUUCCUCAGCAAGGCCCGAGAGACCUUCUUGAUGGCGCACGACGGACACAUUCAGUUUACACAGUUCAUCGACAACCUGAAACAGAUCUACAAAGGCAAAAAGAAACUGAUGAUGUUGGUGCGGGAGAGGUUUGGUUGAUGGAACUCGAAU
Messenger RNA from Echinops telfairi (small Madagascar hedgehog), 3105 nucleotides. It is a transcript of the gene ZSWIM6, whose product is annotated as zinc finger SWIM-type containing 6. The transcript is spliced from 14 exons. The record is from RefSeq and is a predicted model, not a curated record. NCBI's taxonomy places the organism in Eukaryota, Metazoa, Chordata, Mammalia, Afrosoricida, Tenrecidae. Gene Ontology annotation, cellular component: Cul2-RING ubiquitin ligase complex. The coding region runs from base 1 to 3093 and encodes 1030 amino acids. Gene Ontology annotation, molecular function: zinc ion binding.